GCCUGCAGGAUUGUGUAUUCAGCUCCUACUCUAACCCUACUGUCAGCACUGAGUUCAUGUAUUGAUCAGUGUGUGUUUACAUAGAGAGCUGAGCAGCAGUGUGUCUUCGUCCACAGUCACAACACACAGCCAUGCUUUCUGUGGGGAUACUGAUAAUUGCACUCACUUCGCAGUGCUGUCUCAGCUAUGCUACUUUUGGAGUUUUGCUGUCAAGGGAAGUUCUUCCUACCACCACAACGAGCAAUGCAGAGCCCAGUGUUCGUGAAGCACGGUCAGCGGGCGAUCAGCUGGUAGUUCAUCCGGUGGACUGUGUUCUGUCAGACUGGAGCUCGUGGUCACGCUGCGACACCUGUCAGAAGAAAAGAUAUCGCUAUGCUAAACUAGAGCAGCCGUCUCAGUUUGGAGGGCAGCCGUGCAAUUUUUAUGGCAGGGAGGAGGAGGCCUGUAUUGUUCCGGACCGCUACACAUGCGACAAUGUUCCCUUGUGUGAGGGAUUCCUCUGCAAACAAACAGGUCGCUGUAUUCCCAGAACUCUGCAGUGCAGUGGGGAGGAUGACUGCGGUGACAUGUCAGAUGAAGCCGGCUGUAAGACAGUUUCCAAGCCCUGCAGACAGGAGGCUGAAGAGUACUGGGGAAUCGAAAACCUCGCCAAAGGGAUCAACAUCCUGAACAGUAACCUGGAAGGACUGGUGCUUGAUAACAGAUACUACGCUGGCAGCUGCCUGCCAGACUACAUCCAGGAUGUCAGAUUCAGGAAGCCUUACAACUUACAACAGUACACUCAUCAGACAAAAGGCUCUUAUGACUUCACCUUGGAGUCUUUUAACUCAUACUCUGAGUACAUGGACCACAGCGUUAAGGAGCGCACUACCCAAACCACUAUUUCCAUUGGCUUUGCCAUUCCAGGCGUAGCUGAAUUUGGCUACAACUACAAUAAUGCCAAACAUACCAAGGCUGAAAGGAAGAUCCGGCGUGCUUCUGGCAGGACUAACAGCUUUGUGAGGGCCAAAGCAGAGCUUGAGAUGGCCCAGUACAUGUUGAAGUCAGAUGAUUUAAUGCUUCACCCAGAGUUCUUGCAGCGGCUGCGCUCCUUGCCUCAGACCUAUGUUUAUGGGGAAUACAGACAGAUCUUUAGGGACUAUGGCACCCACUACAUCACAGAGGCUGCCCUUGGUGGAGACUUCACGCACACUAUCAUCCUGAAUAAGGAGAAGCUUGAGGAGUCAGAAUAUUCUUUGGACGACUACAAACGCUGCACGCAGUCAGGCCUAAAGGUUGGGGCCAACAUAUAUGGUGUUUAUGUGUCUGCCGGAUUCCAGGGUGGAUCUUGUGAUGGCCUGCUCAAUGAGAUGGGAGAGGACACAGUGCAUGGCAGCAUGGUGGAGGACUUUGUUGCUGUUGUAAAAGGUGGAAAUAGUGAGUCCAUCACUGCUUUGGUUUCUAAAAAACUUCCCACCCCACAGCUGAUGGGACUCUGGGGUGAAGGUGUGCGUUUCAACCCAGACUUUCUUCGCACUACAACACGGCCCCUGUAUGCGUUGGUCAACUCCAGAGACUUCUCCCAUGAUGCCACCCUGAAAAGAAACCUGAAGAGAGCGCUGUCAGAGUACCUGGCAGAGGCCAGCUCAUGUCGGUGUGCUCCCUGCCGAAACAAUGGAGUGGCCGUUUUGAGAGGCACUAGAUGUGACUGCGUGUGUCCUGUUGGCUACUCUGGGCCGGGCUGUGAGCUUACUAAUAGGCGGAAAGACAUUGCCAUUGAAGGCAGCUGGAACUGCUGGGGUGCAUGGUCAUCCUGCAGUGGGAGAACAAUGACGAGGAGCCGUCAGUGUAACAACCCAGCACCUGGUAACGGAGGCCUGCCGUGCAGAGGACUGCAGCAGGAGUCUACUGAAUGCUUUUAAAAUCUGUUCUGACGUCAACGUUGACAUUUAUAAAAACCCUCUUUGAAGCUAUAA
Eleginops maclovinus (Patagonian blennie) is the source of this 1955-nucleotide messenger RNA. RefSeq names its product complement component 8, beta polypeptide (gene c8b). The record is from RefSeq and is a predicted model, not a curated record. The transcript has 12 exons. Gene Ontology annotation, molecular function: protein binding. The coding region runs from base 132 to 1901 and encodes 589 amino acids. Gene Ontology annotation, biological process: complement activation. Gene Ontology annotation, cellular component: membrane attack complex. NCBI's taxonomy places the organism in Eukaryota, Metazoa, Chordata, Actinopteri, Perciformes, Eleginopidae.